Molecule: messenger RNA, 2220 nt
Organism: Linnemannia hyalina
Lineage: Eukaryota; Fungi; Mortierellomycota; Mortierellomycetes; Mortierellales; Mortierellaceae
Source: the annotation of a GenBank genome assembly
AUGCCAGGCUCAGAGUCAGAAUCAGAGUCGGAUAUUGACCUCGACCAUCCUCAUGGUUAUCUCAUCGACGAAGACGAAGAACAAGACGAACCAUCCCUCUUCGAGCCACCACCUUCUUAUGAACAAUCCGUUGCUGCAUUAUCCACCACUUCUUCCUCGACCUCCUCUUCCUCAACCUCACGCCAACAACAGCAUAGUUCCCGCUCCAAUCCUUUCCUGCAGAACAACAGCAAUGACGGCCGUGGUUUUGCGCAGGGUCUUUCUUCGUCGCACCAUGGACAACAAUUUUCAUCCUCGUCUUCAGAUCAGGAAAUAUUUGCGCCAAGCAUCGCUCCUCAACACCCGCCCUCGGCUCCUCCUUUGAAUCUCUUGGCAUCCACCUCCUCCAACAACAUUAACCACCACUCGUCGUCGUCUCGAAUUGGUGGUCCAAGCUUGCGCACGAGCCGCACUUUGGGUGAUUUAAAUUCGACAACAGCCAACACCUUCAACAGCAACACCACUACCACAACCGCCACCUACACUACCAUCCACGAAAACGACAGCACCGCCGGCGAAAGAAGAUCAUCAACUUUACGAGGCAAACGAGCAGUUAAGAAUCGCCACAACAUAACCAACACCGACGACGACUACCACAAAAGCAACAUUAACAACGACGUCGAGACCCUGGCUUUUGGAGAACAAGCUGCCACUUCUCCCUCAUACAUGCAUCCCUCUGCCACCUCCUCUUCAACCUCUGUCGCAUCCUCACAACUGCGAGGGGACCAAGACUAUUAUUUCAAUCCCCAAAACGGCGACGCGUCUACAGGACAACAGCGCACAGCACGUCGUCUCCAGCACAAGCAGGCCCAUGCACGGCACUCCGCCUCUGCCCCCAACCUCCACCCACGCCAACCACAGCCGCACGAGAUCUCGGCCGCCAGAGCUGCCGCUGUAGCUGAUGCCUUGCAAGCCCCCAGGGUGCCUCUCUCGCAAUCGGUGAUCCCUGCACCACCACCUCGUCUUCUCCAGUUCCGGUCACGCGAGCCUAGCUCAGUCCCCGCUUGCCCUUUCCUACUUUGUCAGAAACCGAUUGCCUACACCAAGACCCGUCGUGAACGAGGAGUAACGGUUUGGAUUGUCUGUGGACUCUUGUUCCUCUGCAACACUUACUGGACCACACAGUCGUUGAUCUCUUAUUUCUCCCCGCCGAACCACGAUCAAGUCUAUUCACAGGACACGGCCGACACCUUGGCCAACUCUGGUUUCUCGGCCAAGGGCGAAGCAAGUCAUUUGGUGAAGGGAUUCUUGGGAUUCAAGACACACCGAUACAAGGAUCCUCAAUUCAAGAAAUACCAGCGACAUCAGUCGGCACUGAAGAGACCUACGAUCGCGACCGUGGGGGUUGUCCAGGACGAUACGAGUGCUCUCCGGGCAGUUCUGAGUUUUUUAUUGAUGGCCGUGAUGGCGAUUGUGAGGUGGUGGAUGUGUCUGACACCGUUGUUGAUUCGGCCGUUGUUUGAUACCGUCCAUAGCUGUCCACACCCACACCUGUACCCCUUCCCUGAGGAAUUGGAGCAGGAGCGGAAGGAGAAGGAGGAGGAGGAUCGGCGAGAGGAAGAAGAGUUUCGGAGGCAACUGGUGCGUCAGCAGAGUUUGCAGGAAGGGUUGACCUGGGCUAGUUGGCGUGGAGGGGAUGAGAAGGAGCGACUGCGUGCCAGAGACGAAGCUGAGAGAGCAGCGGCAGGAGGAGGAGGUACGAGUACGCCGAGCGAUGAUUUCUUGCGCGACACUAAGGGCCAAUCUGGACAUAAUUACAAUAACAAUCCAUCGACAGAAGGCGAGACCCAAGAGCCACCGGUCACGUCAACACCAGUACCAGAAACAGCAGUGGGAGAGGAGGAUACGGACAAGGACAAGGGCAAGAGCAAGGACAAGAAAUCGCAAAAGGGUGAUGGUCGAUUCAAGUUCUGGAGACGGUUCCGUGCGGCGCGACAGCAGCGCCAGGAGCAAGGAAAGCAGGUCUUGGCGACGACGGUGAUCCAGUUCAAGAAGAAACAGCUCUCCUGGCGGGCGCGGAGGGAGUUGAAGAAGAAGGAGGAGAGGCGGAAGGCGAUCAUUAAGGCGUCUCAAGAUAUUGGGCGGUUCAGUCUUUUGUUCCAGUUGGGGUCGUUUCUUCUGCUGGACCGGUGGGGCCAAUCGACGAUUGUUGGCCCUGGCAAGCAGCAGCAGCAGCAUUAA